This is a messenger RNA of Sphenostylis stenocarpa, 717 nucleotides long. Lineage: Eukaryota; Viridiplantae; Streptophyta; Magnoliopsida; Fabales; Fabaceae. The record is from the annotation of a GenBank genome assembly.
AUGGAAAAGAUCAAGGAUCCAUCAAUUUAUCGCAAUCCAGUCAUACUGCAAAGCGAGGACUUAACCAAGUAUAUACUGGAAACAGCUGUUUACCCUAGAGAACCUGAGGCCCUGAAAGAGCUGAGGGAAGCCAAUAAUAAUCACCCAUGGGGCUUCAUUGCUACUUUACCAGAUGCUGGUCAGCUAAUGAGCUUACUGUUAAAGUUGUUGAAUCCCAAAAAGACCAUUGAAGUGGGAGUGUUUACGGGUUACUCCCUUCUUCUCACAGCACUCAACAUUCCUCAUGAUGGAAAGAUUACAGCUAUAGAUAUUGACAGGAAAGCUUAUGACAUUGGAUUACCAGUCAUAAGAAAGGCUGGAGUUGAGCACAAGAUUGAUUUCAUAGAAUCGCCAGCUCUACCAAUUUUGGAUAAACUACUUGAAGAUCCUGCAAAUGAAGGAUCUUUUGACUUUGCAUUCAUUGAUGCUGACAAAGAGAACUAUGUGAACUACCAUGAGAGGCUUAUAAAACUGAUCAAGAUUGGUGGUUUACUUGUAUAUGACAACACCCUGUGGGGUGGGCGUGUUUCCUGGCCGGAAGAAAAAGUUCCACCACACACCAGAUCAGGGAGGAAUGCAGCAAUUGAAUUCAACAAAACAAUCACAAACGAUUCUCGCGUUGAGUUUGCUCUUACUUCUGUAGGAGAUGGUCUCAAUAUUUGUAGGCGUGUUGCUUGA